AUGUACCGGUCUCUGUACGCCUUCCGAUCCGCGGAGCCCAACUCGCUGCACUUCGCGGCCGGAGAAAGCUUCCUAAUCCUGGAGAGGAGCAACAAACACUGGUGGCUGGGCUCCCGCUGCAGCUCGGGGGAAACCGGCUACAUCCCGUCGUCAUACAUCGAGAAAAUACAGGCUCCAGAGCAGGAUGAGGUGUUGCAGUCUAUUGACAGAGCAAUCGAAGGAAUCCACAAUGUGGCCUUAAAAAAUGGAGGCAAAUACAAUCUGGAGCAGAGAGACGUUCUACAAAAGCUGAUCCAUCACAGAAAGGAGACGCUCGCACGACGAAGUUCCUCGUCCUCCGGUCCCAAACAAGGCCUCCCAUCUUCCAGCAGUGAAAUAUCUCUCAGUCAAACUCCUCCUCCACCCAACGGCCUUAACCGAGACUACGGGCGACAGGGGAGCGUGCCGCUGUCAGGAAGCGUGGACAACAUACAGGCAGAACAGGGCAAUUAUCAGGUGCCUCCUCAAGCUCGGCGUGCGGCUCCGAUCACCCCACCUCCCCCUGAGAAACAGCGAAAUGGCCGGCGUCCAGCCGAGCCGGAGGUCCCCUCCAGAGGGUCCUCUCUCGCUCCGUCCCCUGUUCCCUCCCUCUCGAUCAGCACCACCUCCAUAGAGUCCGGCUCCUCCCACUCACUGGUCUCCUCUGAUGUCAGCUUGCCAAGUGUGUCCAGCACCCCCCCUCCUCCCGUGCCAUCCCGCGUGAAGCCCACUGCGCCGCCUCCAGACGUGCCUCCCGCUGACUCCCCUCCUCAGCCGGCUCCUGCAAAGAAGAGCCCGGCUCCACAGCCUCCCCGGCUCACCCCUCCUCCCUCACAGCCCGCCGUGGUGGAGGAGCAGCCGGAAACUGAAUGGCCCGUCGCCCCCCCGUCUGUCGCUGAAAGCCCUCCUGGCAGCCCCACUACCCCUGAUCUAGUUCCCAUGACCAUCGGGGCCGAACUGAUCGAGCUGGUGCGGAAGAACACGGGCCUGAGUUACGAGCUGUCUCGGGUCGCCGUUGGCGUGGUGGUCGGCCAUCUGCAGACAGCUCUACCUCAAGCCUCCUCUGACCUGGAGCAGGUUCUCCUCUCACUGGUGCAGAGCAAGGUUUCGAGUGCAGCGCUGCCGCAGGGUCAGGUGUGUCACGAUGAGCAGAGGCUGGAGGUGAUCUUCAGCGACCUCGCCCGUCACCGGGACGACUCUCAGCAGCGUAGCUGGGCGCUUCAUGAAGACCACGCUCUCAUCGCCUGCUACCUCGAGGAGCUGCUGAAGAUACUGACUGAUGCAGAUCCAGAAGUGUGUAAGAGGAUGUGCAAGGACAACCACUAUGAGAAUGUGCUGUCUCUGGUUUCAUAUUAUCAGAUGGAGCAUCGUGUGUCUUUGCGGCUGCUGCUGCUCAAAGUGUUCGGGGCGAUGUGCAGCCUGGACGCUUCUCUCAUCUCCACCCUCCUCAACUCCAUCCUCCCCAUGGAGCUGGCCAGGGACCUGCAGAAUGACACACAAGAGCACCAGAAGAUGUGUUACACAGCUUUGGUUCUUACUAUGAUCUUCUCCAUGGGCGAACAGGUGCCAUAUCAUCACUACGAACACUUGAAUGACGACUUUGUCCAGUUUCUGCUGGGUGUGGUGGAGGACGGGCUUCCCUCUGAUCCCACAGAGCAGCUGCCUGACAUCUUCCUGAACGUCGUGCUGUCCUUCAACCUGCACCACACAGCACCCGGCAACAACGUGAUCAUGCAGGAGCUGAAGAAGCAAAAUGUCAAGAUCCUGUCAGAGAAAGUGGUGCUGCUUCUGAACAGAGGCGACGACCCUGUGUGUAUGUUCAAACACACCCCGCCUGCACCGCACUCAGUGCUCAAGUUUCUGCAGGAUGUUUUCGCCAGCCGAGAGACCGCCGACAUCUUCUACCGCACUGACAUGAUGGUGAUGAUUGACAUCGCCGUUCGACAAAUAUCUGACCUUUCACCUGGAGACAAGGUGAGGAUGGAGUAUCUCUCCCUCAUGCACUCCAUAAUCCGCUCGACGGACUACCUCGAGCACCAGCACCGCCUGUCUGACCUGCAGGGGGUGCUGCAGAGGAUUCUCAGGGAGGAGGAAGAUCCAGGAGAGGAUGAAGGGAGCGCUACAGCGAAACAGAUGGAUAAGCUAAUUGUACAGCAGAUCUACAAGGAGUUCCCACAGAUCUGCGAGAACCAGGACUAACCAUAUCAGUAUCACGCUCACACACACACUGUAGUCUGCUCCUGUCUACUGCAGGGAGGUACAAUAAAGCUUGAAAGAUGAAGAACCGAUGGGACGCCCUGUAUUAAUCUGUGCCAGCCUGUGCUGAGAGAAGCUAAUCAGUUUUGCCAAUGUUUUCUUGGACUUGUAGUCCAGGGGCUGCAGCAUGCAUGUGAUGUUUAUUUCAGAAAGAUGUUCCUGUUUUUCACAGCGUCUCCCUUCUGAAGUGAAGUUUUAGUUUUUUUUUAGAGGAGUGGGAGUUUUUUUCACUGUUGUGCUUCAAGACAAAUGCACAAUAAACCUGUGAGGUUUAGUCAUACUUGGAGAUUAAAAAUAGCCAAAAUAUAGGCCAAACAGUGGAGCUGUUUCACAGUGAAUUUCAAGCAAUAAUUACCUUAAAAACCAUAGACUUAACUGUAUGUACUCAUAGUAUUUUGAAUUAAAAGUAACAGCAGCCACGACUAAACCGUAUUCUAACCAAAAUAUAUUUUAACCAAAUUGAAUUUUAGAACAAAUUCAAAUAUUUUGAAUGAAAAAAAACUGAUUUGAAGUCAUGUUACAGAUAAAGGUGCCAUUAUUUGAAGUGUUGUGAGAAUACUUUAUGUGCUUCCCUUGUAGUGGGACCAAACUACCGUGUGUUACUGCAAGCAUCAUUUCCUUAAUAGAGUAUAAUACUCUUAAAAAACUGACUUCCUCUUUCAUUCACCCCUUCGUUCAUUAUAAUUAGAACUCAAGUCAAGUAGAACCAGUUGAACCAGUUUCCUAUUCUAGUGAGAAAAAAGCACACAGACUCAUGUGUUAUCAUUACUAAGCUUAUAGCUGAGUAACUCGCUGCUACAUGUUGAGUCUCUCCUGUGGCUCCGUCUGCAGUUUCUUUCUGGUACUUUUGUCUCUUUACUGCUUUUCAAACACUUUAAGAUGAUCGCUCUGUACUUAUAUAUGCAAAGCUCCUCUAGCAUCAGAAGUCACUGACUCUUUACAGAUUCAUGUCUGUAUGCUGCGUUCACUUUCAAACUAACUGUGCUGCAAUAAGGCUUUACAUAGCAACUUGUAAUAUCGCUGUAAUAUACUGAGUCUUGGCUUCCUGGAGGGGAAGAGUGCUCUGUCGUUGUUACCCAAAAUAAUGCAUUAGUCAGUAUUGUUGAUUUCCAGUUAUUAUCUGAUGCUCCUGCUGAAAAUCAAGACAACGGAGAGGGAAUACAGGGCAUUUCUUUUAUCUCCUUGUGGUUUUAAUACUGUAACGGCAACACGUACCUUUCCUUGUUUCUUCCCCAUGAUGUUGUGAUUAAUGUUCUCUCAUCUCACACUUUAACAUAUCUGUUUUUGUCCCUGGCAUGGCUACCCCGUAUCGAGAUGGUAGAAGCAAUCCAGCAGUGAUAUCAGUUUUUAGUUAAUGUCCAAGUGUCCGUUCAUUGAUUAUUUGUGUGUCUGUUUACAGUGCGUGAGAGAGAGAUGAGGGUCUGUUCUUUCCAUGAUUGACAUUGUCUGCUAAAGUGCUGCGACUGUGUUAUAAUAAAACUAAUAAAGCUAUAUUUUAACAGUG
This is a messenger RNA of Sebastes umbrosus (honeycomb rockfish), 3778 nucleotides long. Its product is annotated as NCK-interacting protein with SH3 domain-like. Gene Ontology annotation, molecular function: protein binding; Arp2/3 complex binding. The transcript has 13 exons. The coding region runs from base 1 to 2217 and encodes 738 amino acids. The record is from RefSeq and is a predicted model, not a curated record. Lineage: Eukaryota; Metazoa; Chordata; Actinopteri; Perciformes; Sebastidae. Gene Ontology annotation, biological process: endocytosis.